This is a messenger RNA of Sycon ciliatum, 1758 nucleotides long. RefSeq lists its product as uncharacterized. The transcript has 6 exons. Lineage: Eukaryota; Metazoa; Porifera; Calcarea; Leucosolenida; Sycettidae. The record is from RefSeq and is a predicted model, not a curated record. The coding region runs from base 103 to 1758 and encodes 551 amino acids.
GUUCCGCCUAUUGCUAAUGGAUCCGCUGACAAGAUAGUAGGCGAGUAUCCAGGAAUAAUUACCUAUGCAUGCAAUCAACACUUUCGGAUUGUUGGCGAUUCCAUGCCAAGUUGCACUGCUGGUGGCAAUCUAACUUCAGUUCCUCACUGUGAAGAGUUCAAUUGCAGUCUUCCCACUAUCAGGGAUGGCGUGAGUAAUGCCUCCUUCAUACAACAUGGUGAACUGGCACAGUAUGCAUGUACCGACGGACACAUUCUGCUGGGCAACUCUACAGUUAGGUGCAAUGGUGAUGGCAGUUUGAGCUCAGUACCCUCCUGUCACAUUACUACACCAUCGCCACUCCGUUAUUGUGAUCCAUCCAGUUCAGUAAUUGUUAGAUCCAGCACCGAAAUAAAUUACAAGUCUGCACAGCAACUCUGUAAGGUGUACAAUGGAACAAUUAUCUCAGAUCAGUCAUUCUUUGAUGGAUGUUCGCAUCGCGUUGCAACCAAAGACAUUAUUGCGUGGAGGGGAGUGGCAACAUUGUCGGGAUAUGCACAUCUAACAAUGGCAGGAUUCGACGACCCGCAGCCCAUAGAUCAAAAUCAAUACGCUAUAUGUGAAAUACGUUGUCUUCCCCGACGAUAUGACCAGACAAAACCUCAAACAAUGCAUAGCGAUAUCACGUGCCGAUACGACGAACUGAUCAUGGACCACAAUACAUGCCAACUAUCAAAGAGCAUAGUGAGAGUCAGCCUUGUCGGCCUCAUAACGAGCUACACUACAGCACAAGCAAUCUGUAGCUUUUACAAUGGAACAAUCCUCUCAGAUGCCUCAUAUAACGACAAUUGCUCGGUCGGUUUGACCACCACAGAUAUCAUCGCAUGGAGAAGAGCACAAGAUGGGAGUAUGUCUAUGUUCAAUACACUUGGAGGCAUCAAUAGACUCACGCUUCUAUACGUUGUUUGCGAAAUACUCACCACUCCCGAAGUGCUGCCUCCGCUCUCCGACCACUGUCCAGUACUCUGCAACAUUCAACUGAGGCAACUACGACACCAAACUCGUGAGCAGAUAGUGGUACCGGAUUACGCACGCACCGACUUUGAGGCUAUGCGAGCGGACCUCUGGUUGCAGCCUCUCCGAGAUUGUAUAGAUGGCGCCAGUUGUAUGGAAAGCGCCUGGCACUCUUGGCACUCCUAUGCCAAUGAGAGUAUCCAGCGCCACUUGGCCAUGCGAACAUUGAAGCCGAGAAGAAAGCAGACCACGACGCCUUGGUUCACUGCCCAGCAAAAGCGAAUGCACCGGAACAAGAACCGUAUUUUCAAAUUAGCCCAGAGAACGAAAGCGCUGGAAGACUGGAUAGCAUACAAGAUGGUCUUACAAACAGUCUUGAAUGCAGCAAGUCCCUCUAUUUCAAAGAGCUUUGCUCGCAUAUUCAGGGACAAAAACUGUUACAAAUGGUGCGCCGAGGCCAAGAAAAUUGUCCAGAUCAGCAAGAAGCGAGCGACCAUCCCGACCCUGGUUGAUGAUUGUAGAGAUGCGGCUUGUGAUUCUUCUAAAGCAGAAGCACUGGCCCGUUGUUUCAAAAGCCAGUUCUCCCCAAAUCCGUCUUUUGACCCGUGUGCUACCACCCUACCGCCAGCACAAUUUACACCAGAUCUCCAGUUUCAAUUGCAAAACAUAACCCAGCACGACGUAUUCCGCAAAUUGCGCACUCUGCCCGAGCACAAGUCUGUGGGCGGGGAUAUCACAAACGUCAUACUGAGAGAAGUGGCGUAA